Messenger RNA from Centruroides sculpturatus (bark scorpion), 2490 nucleotides. Its product is annotated as fibroblast growth factor receptor-like. Gene Ontology annotation, cellular component: signaling receptor complex. The record is from RefSeq and is a predicted model, not a curated record. The transcript has 10 exons. Gene Ontology annotation, biological process: positive regulation of kinase activity; multicellular organism development; cell surface receptor protein tyrosine kinase signaling pathway. Lineage: Eukaryota; Metazoa; Arthropoda; Arachnida; Scorpiones; Buthidae. Gene Ontology annotation, molecular function: transmembrane receptor protein tyrosine kinase activity; ATP binding. Bases 486 to 2366 code for a protein of 626 amino acids.
ACGAAAAAUGUAAGAAACAAUGUUGCCGUCUCAUCCGCGAUGGUCGAUAAAUAAUAAAAAUUCGACUAAUCAAUUAAACUUCCUGCAUAAUUAAACAUAGAGAAAGCGAAAGAUAUCAAACCGAUACGAUUGUAUAGGAACGAGUAAAUAAAAACUUCCGCAUUUUAAUAUCGAUCCGAAGAUUAAAAGAUAAAAAUCUUUUUCGUUUUCAAUAAAGUCAAUUGCACGACAACAUGGAAGUCGAUAAAAAUGACCUCCAGAUACGAGGAAGUUAACUCCGUUCUAUCCAUUCAGCCAAUCGGUGUUUUAGGUCGAACACACGAAUCCGUGACGUAAAAAACUCGAAAAUAGGACAUUGUAUCGACGACUCGUUCGGGAUGUCAUGUCUUAAAACGUUAGUCUCAAUAGAAAAUAAUGGAAAAUCGCCCGUUUACGAAUAGUUUACGUGGUGUUUUGUUUUGAAACACGCGAAACUUCAUCUUGUCAUGUUUGUGGUAGUCGAAGUAUUAGCAAUUGUUGCAUUAUUACAUAGUGUUGCAGAAGCAGUCAUCGUUAAAACUACAAAUGCUAACGAAAACGUUACUUCCACUCCACUUCGCCUUCGUUUACGAUGGCCCGGAAAAAAUUUCCGGACGUCGACGACGACGAUCUCCUCCACAUCGACCAUACCAACCACCACCUCCGUGGCAUCAAAAUCAACGAUACAAAUUCAGGAGGAAAAUGUUACUACAGGAUCUGAAAAUACGAAGGCAAAUGCCGAAAACAUCUCUUCCACGACUGAAAAUUUGGUGAAAUUAAACGAAUUCGGUAGCGCGACCGAAAGUUCGCCAUUUUCGUGGAAUUAUUCGACCGUCCCUUCUAUAUUUAGUAAUUACUUCUUCAAAAUUUUCCCAACCGAGACAAUAGACAAUAGCGAAAACAAAUUUUCGAUGUCGAAAGAAGAUAACGUUACGACUACUUCUACUUCUACUUCUUCUUCUCCGGCGAAUUUUUAUCAGGAAGCAGAAACGACAGAAAUCGUUAAAAAACAAACCAGUUCACCCGGCUACGAAAUACCCGUCGUGGAUUUCAGUUCGACAGAAAAAGUGGCCGACGUAAACUUAUUUAAUCCCUCUAAACCAAAGAAUAAAGAUGACACGUCCAGUUCGACUAAAGAGGUGCACGUAUCCUCUGGAGGGACUUACGUUUACGUGGUUGGAAUCGUAGGCAUCAUCCCUACGGUUGGCGUAUUUGUGUGGUGCAUUAAGCACGUAAUGUCGAGGCCACAAAAGAAUAAAGAUAUGACACCCAAAACAACCACGUAUUCGACCGUCGAUGUGCCAACUAACGAAUCGCAUGACGAUGUUACUGCUAUAGUAAGCAAGGAUCAAACGCCAGAUAAGUACGAUUAUUCUUCCGUAGAAACGAACUGGAAAAGAAUAAGUUUAGAGUAUCCUAGACAUAAUUUAGACCUUUUAGAAAUAUUAGGCGAAGGUAAUUUUGGAGUCGUGUGGAAAGCGGAGGCGGUAAAUAUAUGCGAAUCCAGGCAUACCACUAUUGUGGCUGUCAAGACUGUUAAAGAAAAUGCACAGUAUAAAGAAAGACAAGAGUUGUUGAGGGAAUUGUCGAUUAUGCAAAGAUUCGAUCACCAUCCAAACGUGGUGAAAUUGCUCGGUUGUUGUACCGAAACUGAACCAUACUUUUUAAUAAUGGAAUUUGUUAAGAAUGGAAAACUUCAGAGUUUUCUCAGAGAACAUAGAAAUAAAAGAAAGUAUUAUAACAGUAAUGGCACCAGCCAUAAUUUAACAUCGAGAGACCUGACAAUGUUUGCGUAUCAAGUAGCUCUUGGAAUGGAAUACAUAAGCAGUGUUGGGGUGAUCCAUAGAGAUUUAGCAGCAAGAAAUAUUUUGGUGGAUCAUAACAAUAAUUGCAAAGUUGCCGAUUUCGGACUUUCACGUUAUUUCGAAGAUGGAGAUUGCAGCAUAUACGAACAGAAAACGAAGGGUGCUUUACCCAUACGUUGGAUGGCUCCGGAGUCAUUACAUAUGAGCGUGUUCACUACAAAAAGCGACGUUUGGGCAUUUGGAAUUCUUUUAUGGGAGAUUGUUACUUUAGGAUCAACUCCAUAUCCGGGAAUGAGUGCCAGGGAAGUUAUUCAUCACGUGCAACGAGGUAAUACUAUGGAAUGCCCCGACCAUUGCCAUCCGGAAUUAUACUCGGUUAUGUGUGCCUGUUGGAUUACGAAUCCAAAUUGUAGACCGACGUUUACCAUCUUAUGCAAGAGAUUAGAAAAUCUAUUGCAAGUUCAAGCUGGAUACGUGGAUCUCGACCAUUUUCCCGAAAAUAAUUAUUAUAACUUAUAUCAAAGUCCCGGAGAAAAAGUGUGAACUGUUUUAUAACCAAGACCAAAGAUGAAAUUCUUAUAAAAAAAAAAAACAUAUCUUUGAUUGGAAGAUCAAACUGUCUAUUUAUUGGUUGGCAUUUUAAAUCACCGUGCAACAAAGAUUCAUA